UCAAGAUACAGCCCUAGCUGCCUUUAUGAUUGUGUUUUAUUCGAUGAUUUUUUUUGUAUUAUAUAUGUAUUUGCAUGCCGGGAGCAAAGCUGUGCACUAUUCGUUAUGCGUGUCUUUCCAAUUUGGAUUUUUAACUGGCCUUCGGAAAAUACUUUACUAUGAAAAGUACGAUAAUACGGGGCUUCAAUGGGAUCAUUUCUUAAGAGGGAAGUUUCUGGAUAGUUUUGCUCUAAUUCCCAUCAUAAUGCUGAUGGGAGCAUUCAUUUCUCUGGUGUUGUGCUCAUUAGCAGAGCUAUGCUGCCCGGGACGCUACGGAGCUUCGAUGUUUCGCAGAUCUUCCAGAGAUCAUGAUUCCUUGGGCUAUCAUCAAAACCCUCAAAGAACUCGCAAAAUGUCCCCAGCCGUUGUGCAGACGCUCAUCUUGAGUCAAAGGAGUCACAAAAGAAAGCCGCCUCUGACAAAUUUCGCCAUGAAUAUGUAUGAUGAUCAGAUCACGGCUAUAUUGGGACUAUCAGAUUCGGGGAAAUCCGCUAUUACCAAUUCCAUUUCGGGCAGCAUUCCCCCCCAGUCGGGAUCGGUAAAAAUUGACGAUAGAGAUAUUGCGAGAUCGACCAGAACUCUGGUGGGACUCUCGCCACAGCAUAAUCCAUUAUUUGCCAAUUUGACCGUUAAGCAGAACAUGUACAUCUUCUAUGCUCUGCGGGGCACUAGCGCACAUGGAAGAGUACGUGCCACGGCCAGGUAUUUGAAAGCCCUCGAGCUCUGGCAAGUUAGGGAUGUGAAGGGCCGUUGCCUAUCCACGGCCGACAGGAGGAGAUUAUCUGUGGCCUGCGCCUUUUGUGGCAAUCCGCGGAUUGUGGUCUUAGAUGAACCCACCGAGAGCCUGGAGCCCUGUGAACGAAGAUUGGUGUGGGAUCUGUUACAAUCGGAGAAACGAUGUAGGACUUUAAUUAUCACAACUUACCAUAUCGAAGAGGCUGAUGUUCUGGGCGACCGUUUGGCUAUUCUAUGCGAUGGUAACCUGCUGUUCAAUGGCACUUCCACCUUUUUAAAAAACACGCAUGGUUCUGGAUAUCAAUUGGUCUGUUCGCAAGGGGAGGUAUGUGAAGAGCCACAGAUAACAUCGUUAAUAACAUCAUACAUACCAGAGACUACGGCAUCCUCGGAUAAACCAUUUGAAAUAUCCUACAGCAUACCGCAAUCCUAUUGCCGUAGCAUUGUGCCAUUGCUUAAGGAGCUGGAGGGUGGAGCCAAUUGUUUCAAUAUGGGCGCCAUUGGCAUUGGCACAACGCCCAUCAUAAAUAAAUUUGUGAAGGCCACUUCGCCGUGCGCCGACAGUAGCAGGGGAAAUUGUGUAGGAGGCUCCCCCGAACCCGAUGAAUGUUUAUUAUAUGGUUGUAAUUUGUGCCUCAAUCAAUGGCGUGCGAUGUUACUUAAAAAGUUCUAUCAAAUCAAGCAUAAUUUUCUGGUGUUUUUUAUGCUUUUUUUUCUGAUGCUAUUGGGAGCUGCGGCGCUACAAAGAUACUUUUAUAGUUGGCCAAUUCCAGACAAAUACCGUUCGCACGCAGGCAUGGAUUUUGUAUUUCAGGACCGGCUGCCGCUAAAGCUGGAUAUAUAUGGACCAAGAUGCCGGGUGGCCUUUCUCAGAGACUUUAACGAUGAGAAUCCACUUAUAGGCCUAUUAAAGCGGAAAAUAACUGGCUGUAGAACACAGGAUAUAUCAGCGAAAGACUUGGACACAAAAGCAGAUAUCUUAAAUAAUGUCUAUGUCUUUGGUAUAAAAAUAAACAAAUGCGCAUAUCAAAUCUAUUACAGCCGAAAAUUUUUACAUUCGGAAGCAGUGGCAGCCGCCCUAAUAGGAUACUUGGCAAACAGUGGAUUUCUGGAUUUAUUUUGCACUGAUGCUAAUGCAAAGAUGGAAACUCGUACGAAAGCCAUAACCUUUAACAAUCACCCCUAUCCGUCAAUUCAAUAUAGUGAAAACUCCACAAUCCGUCAGAUCGAUUGUUUCGAGAGUGGAUCUUUAUAUCUGAAUCUGUUGUGCAUAAGUAUCUUCAGCGGGUUCUUUGCCGCCUUCAUUGUCAGGGAGCGUCGCAUCGGAUUCAAGCUAUUGCAGCAAGUGGAGGGCAUUAAUAUGACAACAUUCUGGCUGGUCCACUUGCUUUUUGACUGGCUUUUGCUUUCGAUAUUUUCCGUAUCGCUUGUAAUCGUGAUGACGCUUCUUCUGCAAAAGAGUUUCGACAAUGAAACAGUUGCCUAUGCCUUUGCCUUGAUUCUCUUUAGUGUUGCACUGCUACUAUUUUUAUACUUGCUGAUGCAAUUCUUCACACGAGUUAUGUAUGCAUGGAUUAUACCUGUAGUACUAUUGUUUAUAUUGGGUUAGUACAUAUCUAAAUAUGUUGGGGUUGCUUCUUUGA
This is a messenger RNA of Drosophila miranda, 2417 nucleotides long. RefSeq names its product ATP-binding cassette sub-family A member 17-like. The record is from RefSeq and is a predicted model, not a curated record. Gene Ontology annotation, biological process: transmembrane transport; lipid transport. Gene Ontology annotation, cellular component: intracellular membrane-bounded organelle; membrane. The coding region runs from base 26 to 2383 and encodes 785 amino acids. Lineage: Eukaryota; Metazoa; Arthropoda; Insecta; Diptera; Drosophilidae. The transcript has 4 exons. Gene Ontology annotation, molecular function: lipid carrier activity; ATP hydrolysis activity; ATP binding.